UUCUCCCGACAGAUAUUCCUUUAAAGGCGUAUUUAAAACCCUGGCUUCAGAUGCAGGAGCGGCGUCAACCUAUGCAACAAAAGCCGCUGCACAGCAGAGACACCGUCCGACAGUUGACCGGACACCGACACCGGGACAGCGGCUGAACCGACCCGGAGAGUGUUAGAUUGAAGCUUGGACCAAACAGCGACAUCUCAGCUACAUUUAUGAAGCCUUUUGAUUGAUCAGCCAAUCGAUGGGGAUUUUCAGAGGAGCUCCGCCAACCUUCGCCACUUGCCCUCGUCCUCCCCCCUCCCCCUGCGGCUUCUUUACCGCACCCCCCCACUCCAUCAUCCAGCCCUCGAUAGAAAAAAAAAUGACUCUGGAACUCACUGAAUGGUCUUCUAUAUGGAUUUUUACAGCCUGUAAUAGACAGUAAAAAAGAGGUAGAAACCUCAAUGACAAAAAAGCCAUAAACACACACACACACACACACACACACAUACACAUACACACACAUACACAUACACAUACACACACAUACACACACACUAUAAACAUACAUAUUUUCACAUACACACAAACAGGCAUAUAAAACAGACACACAAACCAACCAAAUAAAGCUGACUGAGUUUAGGCCUGAUCUCACACACCUGACACACAAACACACAAACACUGAGAAAACGCACAAACUCACUCUUGGAAUGUACUACACACUCUUCCUGUGAAAAUUCAACUGCUUCCUUCAUUUUUUGGGGAUUUUCUACAAGUCUUUGGAAAGCUAAUUUUAUUUAUUUAUUUUUGUUUUAAACUGGGAGGUGGAUUUACAGUGUUUUUGGAGAACUGAGAUCUGAUCAUAUACUGAUCUGCGAAUACUGAUCUAGUAGAUCUGCACACAGUAGUGUGGUCAUUUUUAUUCAUUUUUUCAUUCUUAAUGUCUGCAUCCUUUUUUUUAUUAGUUAAAUGACUUUACCUCUCAAGGUGAAGCUCUGAAGUUUGUUUGUUUUCAGUCUGGUAGUCAUUGCUCACAUUUUGCAGGUAACUGACUACUAUUACCAGCAAGUUACUAUUAGAAAUUACAAUUUGAAGCUUAAUACAUUUUACAGUUCCUCAUAGUUACUAGUGUAUAAUUACUUCUAGGAAGUUACUACUAUUAAGACAAGUCCAUGUAACUUGAAAGGAAUACUUUGCAGAAGUGUGUUUUUUUGUUUUUAGUUUUUUGCAGAAGUGCUGUUUUUUUCUGUAGCUACAGUUGAUUGUUGUCAUCAUUUUGCGUGUGCUGGAGGCGGCGUGUUUGUUUUUUCCUGGCGUGCAUGCCCUCCACCAUGCCUCCCCAGAACACGGAGGCUGACGCUAUGCAGGUCGGAUCUCUGGUGGGCGGGGUCAGCGGUAAAAACCCCACGGCACCGAGCUCGGAGGAGGACAAGGGUGGAGCAGCAGGAGAGACGGAUGGAUUGGGGAGUGGAGGUCAAGGAGGGGAGGAGUCUGUGAGUGAAGGAUCCAUCGAAGGCAUCCCGCUGAAGAGAUGGGUGAUGCACGGGGCCGUGAUGUUCGGCCGGGAGUUCUGCUACGCCAUGGAGACGGCGCUGGUGACGCCGGUGCUGCUGCAGAUUGGUCUUCCAGAGCAGUACUACAGUCUGACGUGGUUCCUCAGUCCCGUUCUGGGCCUCAUGUUCACCCCUCUGAUCGGCUCGGCCAGUGACCGCUGCACCCUGCCCUGGGGUCGGAGGAGGCCCUUCAUCCUGGCUCUGUGCAUCGGAACACUGAUAGGAGUGGCACUGUUUCUGAACGGAUCCCUGAUUGGUCUGUCUUUAGGUGAUCAACAAGGGCGACAACCAAUAGGAAUUGUUCUUACUGUGCUGGGAGUUGUGGUACUGGAUUUCUGUGCAGACGCCACAGAGGGACCAAUCAGAGCGUACCUGUUGGAUGUGGCCGACACAGAGGAACAAGACAUGGCCCUCAACAUCCACGCUGCUUCAGCUGGUCUUGGUGGUGCAGUCGGAUAUGCUCUUGGGGGUCUGGACUGGACACACACCUUCCUGGGCGCUGCCUUCAAGUCUCAGGAGCAGAUCCUGUUCUUCUUCACAGCCAUCCUCUUCACUGUGUCGGUGGUGUUGCAUCUGUUCAGCAUCGACGAACAGCAGUACACCCCCCAGCAGGACAGGCUGGACCAGGAGAGUCCAGAUCCUGCCAACCUGCACCCAUCAGCCAAUGGGAGGACUGGACUACUCGCCCCCAAGUUAGAGAUGAUUGGAGAAGAUGAAACGAUGGAUAGCUACGACCUCUAUGACCCUUACGGAGAUGACCAGUCAGAGCGGGGGGAUAUGGACAUGGACUUCUUAGAGGUGGAGCUUGUAAGAAGUAAAAGUGACAGCGUGCUCGCCAUGGCGGAUGCCACCCUCGACCACCUGGACCAUGAUGCGUUUUUCUUGUGCCACCUUGAGCCCUCCAUCUUUGCUGACCGCCUCUCGCCGUACCAUGGCUCACCUCCACCCGCCGUGUCGUUUUUUAACCACACCACUCCACCUCCACACCUCACAAGCAUCAGACGCAGCAGCAGCGCAGGAAGUCAGGAUCUACUCCGCCCACAAAGCAACAACCACCAAACACACGCUCCCAUCCCCAGGAUGUCCCGCCUGUCUGCAUUUCUGCAGGAAAUGGAAAAUGAUGACGGCCAGGAGGCGUUGUUGAACAACCAGCUCAAUGAGCAGCGGACACUAAACGGGCGACUUUUAGCAGGAUUGGCCAAUUCUGAUAGGUCGAACACCUGCGCUAACAGGAUGAGCGCAAAAGGACAGGCCCAUCGCGCUGGGAUGGUCAAAGCUGCCAGUACCGGAGCAUCUGUCCGACAGUCCCGUCACAGUCACACCUUCUACCGUCAACCGUCCUGCACCUUCUCCUACUAUGGACGGGUGGGGAGUCACCGCUACCGCUACCGCCGCGCCAACGCCGCCUUCCUUAUCAAACCGUCUCGCAGCAUGAACGACCUGUAUGAGGUGGAAGCCAGACACCGGAGGAGGAACAGGCAGAGGAACCGGCAUCGCAGCGGAAACACCAACUCCUCCAGCGGUGACACAGAGAGUGAAGAGGGGGAGGUUGAGACCACCGUGCGGUUGUUGUGGUUGUCCAUGUUGAAGAUGCCGGCGGAGCUACUGCGGCUGUGCGCGUGCCACCUGCUCACCUGGUUCUCCAUCAUCGCUGAAGCCGUCUUCUUCACUGAUUUCAUGGGACAAGUCAUUUACCACGGAGAUCCGACAGCUCCGAGUAAUUCUACAGAGUUGGAUAAUUACAACAAAGGAGUCCAGAUGGGCUGCUGGGGUCUGGUUGUAUACGCCAUGACAGCAGCUACAUGCUCAGCUGUGCUGCAGAAGUACUUGGACAACUUUGACCUGAGCAUCAAAGUCAUCUACAUCCUGGGAACGCUCGGGUUCUCCAUUGGCACUGCUAUCAUGGCCAUCUUUCCUAAUGUGUAUGUGGCCAUGGUGAUGAUCAGCAGCAUGGGGAUCAUCUCUAUGAGCAUAUCCUACUGCCCAUACGCUCUGUUGGGACAAUAUCACGAAAUGAAAGAGUACAUCCAACACAGCCCCGGGAACUCACGCAGAGGCUUUGGCAUCGACUGUGCCAUCUUAUCCUGCCAGGUGUACAUCAGUCAGAUCUUGGUGGCGUCUGCUCUGGGUGCGGUGGUGGAGGCCGUUGGCAGUGUCCGUGUCAUUCCCAUGGUGGCCUCCGGGGGCUCCCUGCUUGGAUUCUUCACCGCCUGCUUCCUGGUCAUUUACCCCCCUCCAAACAAUGGGGAAGGCGAUUCAGCCAAAGCGUCUGAGAAACGGGCCCUGACCACGCUGGAAAUCCCCAACAGUGACCAAAUGGCUGUUACCGUGGUGAUAGAAAAGCCCAGCUUCUUGAAACUCAACAAGGAGGGAAAGGCCACGACCACAACCACAUCAUGUCACACGGAGAACGAAUCCGCUCUGUGAUUGGUUAAUUAGGCUCAACGGACGACGGGAAAAUGCAUAAAAUCACUCCUCAAAAAUCGUCAUUAACGACAGGAAAACACUUCAAGCUGUGCUUCCGUCCUCAUUUUGGCGCCGUUUACAGACACGAAGCAAAGCAGCGGUCGAUCCUUCAGGCUGUUUUGACUUUGAUCGAUCCAUCAGCAUCCUCCCGAAGUGAUCGAUGUAUUGGUUCUUAAGCAGAGGUUGUUUGUGUCUCUCAGGGCCUCUAGGGGGCGCCACUGAGCAGCCGCCUGGAUCAGAAACGUCUGUUCAUACCAUCACAUGUACAAACAUCUGUGAUUAGCUGAGUGAUGAACGCUGGUGAUGAAUGGUAGCCCUAGAUGCUGAAGAGCUGAAAGCAGUUCAAAUAAUGCUGGACAUCGUUCUUCCGUGCUGGAGUCGGCUCGAUUGAAUUUUUUUCUCAGUGGUGCCGAAGCCGAUCUGACUGGUCGAGUGUGUGUAUCUGCUGAUUGUUUUUGUGUUUUGUUUUGUUUUGUUUUUCGCAGAGGUGAUGUUCACCAAAAAAAAAAACAAUACACUUGACUUUGUGGGACGUUGACAGCACUCUGCAGCAGUAGCUUUAAGACUCUAGAGACUUUUGGAUGUGGCUUUUUCUUAAACUAAAAGCCUAAAGUGUGGAGUGUAGGGAUAACCUGGUCCCUCAAAUGUCUGAGUGUUUUUUUUUUUGUGCCCUCAUUUACAGAACAGGAGCACUAGAGUCUUUGUUUCAGGGCAAGAUAACAAUAUUUAAAUGACUCUGCUCUAAAGUUUCUAGCAUGAGCGUAAAGUAGCCUGUAUAUUCACCAUAAAUAAUAUCCCCUACAGAUGUAUAUUAAUGUACAUUUAUUGACAUGAACUUGAGGACAAAAGAGCAUAGAUGCAAUAUGUGCAGCAUACAGGGCAUUACAAUCACAAAUGUUAUUUAGUGAGGACCCAGAGUGGAGAAAGAAUAACGCUGAGUUUGAGGAAAUCAGAGGAAAUGUUGGAGGAGAGGAGAGACAAACCAAACAGCAGAGGAGAGGCUUUCGUUCAGUCACUCUCAUUUGAAAUUUUUGUUUUUUAGAAAAUGCUCUCAGCACGACAUUUGUCACUAUCUACUAUCUAACUAGACCAGUGGUUCUCAGUGUUUUUCUGUUUCCAUUGGACAUCUGAGAACAUUAAUGUCCAAACUGGUCCAAAACGCAAACAUAUCCCAUUUCCAGUCCAGUCCUUGUCCGUUGUCCACCCCACAGUUUGAGAACCACUGGAGUAGACAAACCAGCGUUAAAAAGUACUCAGCAAGCUUUGGGUUAGAGUUAUUGGAGGUUUCUGUGCUGGACACCAGUGGGGCGGGGCUUCCUGACCCUCCUCUGGAAACUUUACCUGAAAAAAAAUAUAAGAAACCUUGUAAGAAAAUGUGAGUGAAGAGGCCUCUGUGUUGACAAUAUGUAGCCUGUUGUACCAGGGUCAGGGUCCUGACCAUAAUUUCUAGGUCAAAUAUAGUCAGUAGAAGGAAGUGAAAGACUUCUGUGGGUGUAGAACGCUGAAUGGACGUUUACUAAAGAGAAGAGGCACCAAGAAAUGUUUGACUUCUUUAAAUAAUCAGUAGUAUUUAAGCAAAUUUGGAAAAGCAUGUUUUAAUUUGGCUUUUGUUAGUACAAGUAAGAUGAAGGAGGCCCCUUUUGUGCAGGACUGGGCAACAAAUAGAAAAAUGUAACGUCUCAACAGUUUUUAAUACAUAAACUGAUACGACACAAAAAGGACUAGAAAGAUGAUUCCACAGUGAAUGUCAAAGCAUUAUUCUGUUAACGUUUAAAAGCUCAUUUUCAGUCCUGAGUGAAAGAAACCAGACUGUUAAUUAAAAAAAAAGUAAAAUAUGACAGAAAUAUGAAAACUACAUUAAACACAUAAGAUGAAAACAGUGUAGACACAUCAGUGCACAUGCGUAGGCGCUUGGUUUAGUGUGUAGUGAUUUAAUUUUUUGAAAUUUUGAUCAAAUAAAUUAAAGUGGUGUCUUUAGAAAGAUGAAAACAAUGUAAAAGAUAAUUCUUUCAAAUAUUUAUGGUCAGAUCAUGACAAACACUGACCAAACGGCACAGCACAGAUAAAAUGCUGACUAUGAGGAUAGACUUAAUAAUGUCAUGUGACGCUGACAGUGAAACCAUUUAAAACCCUACAUUUCACACAGCCCUGCUUUGACAAUAAACAGUUUCUGCUCAAAAAUCUGAUUUUUUAGUUU
Molecule: messenger RNA, 6189 nt
Organism: Sphaeramia orbicularis (orbiculate cardinalfish)
Lineage: Eukaryota; Metazoa; Chordata; Actinopteri; Kurtiformes; Apogonidae
Gene: slc45a4a
Product: solute carrier family 45 member 4a
Exons: 16
Coding region: 1293-3953 (886 amino acids)
Biological process (GO): transmembrane transport
Cellular component (GO): membrane
Molecular function (GO): sucrose:proton symporter activity
Source: RefSeq, a predicted model, not a curated record